Symphalangus syndactylus (siamang) is the source of this 1725-nucleotide messenger RNA. Its product is annotated as polycomb protein SUZ12-like. The record is from RefSeq and is a predicted model, not a curated record. Gene Ontology annotation, cellular component: ESC/E(Z) complex; nucleus; RSC-type complex. Gene Ontology annotation, molecular function: chromatin DNA binding. NCBI's taxonomy places the organism in Eukaryota, Metazoa, Chordata, Mammalia, Primates, Hylobatidae.
AUGCUACCUUUAGAGGCUGUAACUAGGGAUGUGGGAGCACCCAGGGAGGGGCCCGGCGACGGCCGGCUGGGCCAAGAAGAGCGCGCCCAGCAGCCCCGCCGGCACCUCAGGGUGUUUUGGAGGCCCACGUGGUCCCGCCUCAUUGGCUCUCAGGGAGCUCCAGCCCCGAGGAGGCGGAGCCGCCACCGCAGCUGUAGUUCCCGAGUUUCCUCAUCCGGCUCCUUAACAAAAUAUCUUGUUAAGUGUAAAUUGGAGAUUUGCUUUUUUUUUUUUUAUUGUUUUUGGUUUCUCUAUAACAACAGUACAAGGCAACAAACUGAAGCAAGAGAUGACCUGCAUUGCCCUUGUUGUACUCUGAACUGCCGCAAACUUUAUAGUUUACUCAAGCAUCUUAAACUCUGCCAUAGCAAAUUUAUCUUCAACUAUGUUUAUCAUCCAAAAGGUACUAGGAUAGAUGUUUCUAUCAAUGAGUGUUAUGAUGGCUCCUAUGCAGGAAAUCCUCAGGAUAUUCAUCGCCAACCUAGAUUUGCUUUUAGUCGCAACGGACCAGUUAAGAGAACACCUAUCACACACAUUCUUGCGUGCAGGCCAAAACGAACAAAAGCAAGCAUGUCUGAAUUUCUUGAAUCUGAAGAUGGGGAGGUAGAACAGCAAAGAACAUAUAGUAGUGGCCACAAUCGUCUGUAUUUCCAUGGUGAUACCUGCUUACCUCUCCGCCCACAAGAAAUGGGUAGUGAAGAUGAAAAGGAUCCUGAAUGGCUAAGAGAAAAAACCAUUACACAAAUUGAAGAAUUUUCUGAUGUUAAUGAAGGAGAGAAAGAAGUGAUGAAACUCUGGAAUCUCCAUGUCAUAAAGCAUCGGUUUAUUGCUGACAAUCAAAUGAAUCAUGCCUGUAUGCUUUUUGUAGAAAAUUAUGGACAGAAAAUAAUUAAGAAGAAUUUUUGUCGAAACUUUAUGCUUCACCUAGUCAGCAUGCAUAACUUUAAUCUUAUUAGCAUAAUGUCAAUAGAUAAAGCUGUUACCAAGCUCCGUGAAAUGCAGCAAAAAUUAGAAAAGGGGGAAUCUGCCGGGCGCGAAAAGGGGGAAUCUGCUUCCCCUGCAAACGGAGAAAUAACUGAAGAACAAAAUGGGACAGCAAAUGGAUUUAGUGAAAUUAACUCCAAAGAGAAAGCUUUGGAAACAGAUAGCGUCUCAGGGGUUUCGAAACAGCGUCUCAGGGGUUUCAAAACAGAGCAAAAAACAAAAACUCUGAAAAGAUCUAACCCCGUGUUAUGGACAAACACUGAAAUUACAUUUUAGGGAAUUCAUCCUCUAAGAAGAAUUAUGUUUUUGUUUUUAAUCAUAGGUUCCAAACAGGCACUGUUAGAUGAAGUAAAUGAUUUCAACAAGGAUAUUUGUAUCAGCGUUCUACUUCACUUCAUUAUGCAGCAUUACAUGUAUAUCACUUUUAUUGACAUCAUUAAAACAUUCUGUACUUUAAGCAUGAAAAGCAAUAUUUCAAAGUAUUUUUAAACUCAACAAUUGCCAUCAAAUAUGUUGAAUUGAUAAUCUAGAAGUUAUUUCAUAUAUAAAUUAGAAUUUUUUUGCAUUUAUGACUGGCUGUUUUUCUACUUUGUAAUUGUGAGACAUUUUCUUGAGGAGAGAAAAUUGGAAUGGUUCCCUUUUUUAGAAAUUGAAGUGGUCUUCAUAUAUCAACUACAGAAAAGGGAAAAAAUAGAAAUUGAA